UACGUGACUAAGAAAAAAUAUUUCCAUACCCCAAUGGAAUCUAAAGAAGGUAAUGAGGAGAGGACAGUGUAUGAGGAACGUGAUCAAAUGGCCAAACGAAUUAUCGAGCUAGAAGCGGAGUUGCAUAGAAUGAAAAAAGAUGAGUGUGCAAAAGGAGAUGAAGAAGAAGAAGACCCUAGUAUGUGUUCGAAAGGAACACCAUCAGUUGAAGGGGUUUCAGAUGAUGAGACUGAAGACGUAGCCUCUGAUUCAGUACCAGAUAAAGCGGCUGACGUUGUGACAGAAGUGAACAAAGAAGAAAAUGUGGGGGACACAAGAUCAAGUGACUUGAAGGUUGGAACUCCGUGUAUGCUUGCGUUUGAAACUGAAGAUACUAUCAUUGCACAUGGGACAAUAUUUGAUGCUGAAGGUGACGGUGAGAACAUCAAGGUAUCAGUGGAUGUUGUCCUCGAUGGCCAAUGUGUGAUUCCAAAUCCGACAAAGGAAGGAGUCACGAAACUGACGCAUGAAGUCGGAUCACAUUUAAUGUGGCCACGACAUCUUGUUCUUACUAGGAAUGAUAAGAAGGAAACUGUGGGCUUCAAUACGGAUCCGUCCACAUUCUCUAGUGCAGCAUAUCUACGUGCUCCAGUGGCACUCUGGUGUUUGGUUAGACUCGUUGAACAUAUGGGGUCAUCGAUUCAACUAAACACGCCUUUAGAGCUAUUCGGUGUGAAGAGAAAAUGUUGCAUUAUGGUUGAGUCACUGAGGGAUUUCUCGUCAAUGCAGCUAAUAUGCACAUCAUGCCUAGAUGCUUACAUGAUGUACCUUCACACAAUUAUGGUACAAGGACGAAGUUCAAGCUUGUUCAAGUUCAUGGAUGCCGGAUCUGUAAGUUACUCGAGUUACAAACAAUCGCGUGCGCAGUUGUUGAAUGCUCGACUUCUCGGAGCCGAGUAUGACCAAGUAGUAUUGUUCCCAUACAACUCUGGCAAUCACUGGACAUUGGUCGUUGUUAAUCCUACAAAGGGUGCUGCAUAUUGGAUUGACCCGUUGAAGAAUCGGAUUGACGGAGACAUGAGUGAAGUGCUUCAGAUGUAGGUCAUAUUAUUGUCGUUAAUGUCUUUAUUAUGUGUGCAACUAUUUUAAUUAUGUAACAAUCUUAUAUUAUGUGGUAGGUCAAUCAAUAUAUCAAAGAAGAAAAAACCGAAUUGGAAGGUUGUUAAGUGUCCCAAACAAAAUGGGGUGGUAGAAUGCGGGUACUAUGUUAUGCGAUUCAUGCGGGACAUAAUUUCUGCGAGGAGUACUUCGAUUGUAGAUGUCAUGAAAAGUUUACCUCGUACGUACUGUCAAGAUGAAAUCGAUGAAGUUAGAUCGGAAUUGGCGGAGUUCCUUUCUAAGCACGUACAUCGUGCUUAGCACCAGAUUAGGAAACAACAUUUUUUGAAGUAUUUUGUGGGGUUUUUUUGUUAAUAUAAUUUUGUUAAACCCGAACGACACACAAGAAAAUGUUAAAGCGCAUUCUU
Molecule: messenger RNA, 1505 nt
Organism: Cucumis sativus (cucumber)
Lineage: Eukaryota; Viridiplantae; Streptophyta; Magnoliopsida; Cucurbitales; Cucurbitaceae
Exons: 7
Coding region: 34-1080 (348 amino acids)
Source: RefSeq, a predicted model, not a curated record